Messenger RNA from Penaeus vannamei (Pacific white shrimp), 681 nucleotides. NCBI's taxonomy places the organism in Eukaryota, Metazoa, Arthropoda, Malacostraca, Decapoda, Penaeidae. The record is from RefSeq and is a predicted model, not a curated record.
AUGGCAGAUCGAGCAUGUGUGCAAGAUCUCAACAAGAGCGUGGGCUUCGACCUGGUCCUUACUUACAAGCGCCGGAGGAUAAUGCUAAGCCUAAUUCGGAAAACCAAGGAUGAAAUUGAGCAACUGGGUCUGAAGAAGAAGCUGGGGGACCUCUCUCACCGACCCAACGAAAAGCCGAGGUUCAUUGGAGUAUAUAAUGCUCUCCAUCGAACGAACGCUUUACACUUUCGAAAAGGUUUGGUCCUUCAUCAGACUGGGGACCGACGAGACCUGCAACUAGGUCACCAUGACAGACAAUCCGACGAUAACGUAUGGCGUCAAAGAUGGGGAAACAGUGUAUCUCGUGAACCAGAGCACCAACACUUGCUUGGCUGUCACGAGCGGAUCAAGCCUGAUGACGCCGUGGUCGGCAUGGCCCCGUAUGAUGGGAGACAGGGACAGCAGUGGACUAGGUCUGGGGACCAGUGGCUAUGGGGAGGAAACUCCUCAUACUGUCUGGAGCCGAUUUCUGGCACAAACAACGUAGGUCUAGGGAACACUAGCAAUUCAUCAGCUUCCUGGGUCUAUGAUGAGUCUGAGAGAAUAGUGUUGGGGUCAGAUGCUGGAUGUACCAUGGACAGAGCCGAGGACACAAGUCAUACUGUAUUCUAUGCAUGAUGCCCUUAACCAGAAAUGGUGGAU